Messenger RNA from Funneliformis mosseae, 191 nucleotides. The record is from the annotation of a GenBank genome assembly. Lineage: Eukaryota; Fungi; Glomeromycota; Glomeromycetes; Glomerales; Glomeraceae.
AUGGCUUUUUGCUCCCUUUGUGAAAAACCGAAAAGUUAUUUUGACUGGUGUCCUAAAUGUGACUGUCAGAAAUUGAUUGAUGAAUUUUCGAAUUGGACUAGUGGAAAUAAAUACAUAGAUGAAUUUCUCCAAGAUAAUCAAAGAACUGCCAUUUCCUAUACUUCAUAUUUAGAAUGGAUUCCUUAUGACAG